AUGAAUAGGAUUACUCUAAAUUGUCAGAAAUAUAUUAAACCCCCAUUCUACAAUAAUUACACAUGUUAAUUUUACAAAUUAAAACUAAAUUUCCAAUACCCAAACAAAUAAAUCAGGUUGAAUUUCCAACUCAAGACAUGGCAGUUCAAUUUUUUACAACUACAAACCGAUCACUCUCCAAAUGAGUUCAGUUAAAGAUAGCAAAAUAAAAAUUAUAUAAAAAUGCAGCUUAUUUUGGAAAAAUAGUUGAUGGAUAUCGGUAAGGACAAGGAAUUAUAAUAAAAUAGACACUAUAAAUAUAUGAGGGCUAGUUUGAGAAGAAUAAAAAGGAAGGAAUAGAUUCGAAAUUCUGAAAGGAAAUAAUAUUAUUAUGGAAAUUAUGUAAAUGAAUUACCACAAGGAGAAGGAAUUAAUUGGUCAAAAAGUCAGAAUUACAUUGGGCAGAUGUAUCAAGGAAAAAAAGUAAUGAGUGAGAUUUAAUAUGUUAGCAUGGCAUUGGAUUGUAUUAAGGACUUCAUCAAGACUGCUAUAUGGGUUAAUGGGAUAAUGGAAAACGUUGUGGUUCCUGCUUGCAUAUUAAUGGUUUCAUGUAUUUCAAUAUUUAAAAGUUAUUAGAAAUGUAGGGAAAGUAACUAUUGAUCUGAAAUAUGGAGUAGGUUAGGAGUAUUUGGAGAAUGGGGAUUUUUAUAUUGGUGAGUUUCGAAAUGGGAAGCCUAAUGGUAGGGGAGAGUAUAUUUGGAGUAAUGGAAAUUGUUAUCAGGGACAAUUUGAAAGUGGGUUGAGAAAUGGUUAUGGAACAUGGUAAAGUAAAACUUAGAGUGGAAAAAAUUGUUAUAAAGGAUAUUAUGCAAAUGAUAAGUAAUGCUGUGAGGGAAUUUUUGAAUACUCAAACGGAACUGUGUAUGUGGGUAAUUUUAUAGAAGAUAAACGAUUUCGUUAUGGUGAGAUUGUUUGGAAUGAUAUUCAAAGGUAAUUGGAAAUAGAAUUAGCUUUAAACUUUUGAAAAGGCUAGGAUUUCAUUAAAUGAAUUUCCUUAGUAGCAUCAAAUUUAAAAAAUCUUAGAGAAUUAAGAAACUUAUUCUGAAAUUGCAGAUGAACCAGAUUUAGAUCAAAUUGAAGACCAAUUCUAAAUGAAAUUUAAGAAUCCAAUGCAGAAAGCUUUGUUUAAAAUAUAUCUCACAAUACCAGUCACCAUGAUAUGUAUUUUCAUCCAAAAAAGGUUUUAUUCAAUUUGAUUUGUUGAAUCUUUUUGAUGAAAGUCUCUAAUAUUAAUCUUUAGAAAGUUCAAAAAGGUAGCAUAAGUCAAAUUUUGCUAUUUAGGCAGAGUCGAAAAAGUAACUCUUGCUUAAAUUAAGCAUGAAAAAGUAACAUCCCACUCAAUUCAAUAUUAAUCACUCUUUUUAAGAGUAGAGAAAUA
Paramecium octaurelia is the source of this 1417-nucleotide messenger RNA. Lineage: Eukaryota; Ciliophora; Oligohymenophorea; Peniculida; Parameciidae. The record is from the annotation of a GenBank genome assembly.